AUGGAGCCUCACGAUGCUCAAUAUCCAUCAACAACGCAGCCCGAGACUCCCCACCCAACCUCGAUAUUUUCACAAUUGCGUCAGUUUAAUCCGCUCAGCUCCUUCUUCGCUUCAUCCACCAGCCCCACGACCCCGCUUUCCUUCCCUUCGACCGCAAUGGCUGGAGACUCCUUCUUUAUUGGCGAGCAGUUACCCACUCCAACGCCAACACGCCCCUCUACUCCACGACCAGGCCGAUUUCCCGUUGUCAAGAGCAUUAUCACUGGCCUUUCUUCUCGUAGUACCCGCCAACAACCUGUACGCAUUGCCGUCGUUCAGACCCAAGUCCAGCGCGAAGAGGAGAUGCAGAGCGAGACAACAUUGACACCGACCAUUGUUUCGGAGUGUACGGCGUUGCAUUUUGCCGACGAUCUUUCAAUCCAGCCCGGAUUCUACGAGUCUUCAGAUGAUACGCCACCACUCACUCCUGAAUCGAGCGAGUCAACUGGAUCGCUCUCGCCAUUGCUGUCGCAGGAUGGUUUGCAAUUGUUGGACGAGCUGGAGUAUUAUGAAGACAGCUACUCUGAAGACGAUUCUUUCACGCGUCCCUACUCUCAAGAAAUCAAGGAAGGCAAGCGGCCGGCCCCUCCCAUCGAUUGUGAUGACACUCUACUUGACGAUAUUUCAUCUGAGGCUGAAGAAGCGAAAGUUGUUGCACCAGAAGAUUCAGAGGAAUGGUAUGGCUUGGAGUACACUUUGGAAUUAAGCACUCGUCAGCGUCGUGCAUCCGAGACACCUGAAAUAUCGACAGGAGAGCAUUCAAAGUCUCGCGAGUCUUGGCUCGCUUUGCAUCAAGGAUUCGUUCAUCCGUAUUAUCAAGACCAACAGUUCUCUUUGUGGAAAGACUGGCAUCGUUACCUUGACCGUCAGGACGAAAGACGGCGCCAUCGUCGAAGUCGGGCAUUCAGAGCGCAUGCAAAGGAGCUCGCUUGGCUCUACGUGGACGAGAUGAAAACGCGAGACUACAUUUUCUGGCAGGCGGACGAGUAUGGGCAAAUCGACAAGGAGCUUUUGGAGCGUCUCGAGCUUAUUGAAGCCCAUCGAGCUGACUCAUACUAUCCGCCCCAAAAGCAUAAUCGAGCAUGGCAUCUAAAGCGCUCUCGCUCCGUCGCCACGUUGAAUGAGUUGUGUCCGCCUACCUUCCAGAUUUUUUCCGGUCCUGUAAGCUACGAAGUGUAG
This is a messenger RNA of Mycena indigotica, 1218 nucleotides long. Its product is annotated as MFS domain-containing protein. The coding region runs from base 1 to 1218 and encodes 405 amino acids. Lineage: Eukaryota; Fungi; Basidiomycota; Agaricomycetes; Agaricales; Mycenaceae. The record is from RefSeq and is a predicted model, not a curated record. The transcript has 4 exons.